Sclerotinia sclerotiorum 1980 UF-70 is the source of this 2670-nucleotide messenger RNA. RefSeq lists its product with no specific name. NCBI's taxonomy places the organism in Eukaryota, Fungi, Ascomycota, Leotiomycetes, Helotiales, Sclerotiniaceae. The coding region runs from base 1 to 2670 and encodes 889 amino acids. The record is from RefSeq and is a predicted model, not a curated record. The transcript is spliced from 6 exons.
AUGCCUAGAAGACGUAGAUUCCGUUAUCGCUCAAGUCCCCUCCGUUCCAUGGAAGUUGCAUACGAACUACCACUUCGGCCACGCUCACCGGACCCAAGGGAGACUGAUCCAGUACAAACGUCUGACGAAAAUCCUGAUCAUGAUCAACAGCCUCGAGGAUCUUCCGACAAUGAUCUUGAAAACGACCCAUCAUCGUCAAAUGCCGUCGACAUUCGUAGAGACUCAAUGUUUGUUGAGGCUAUAUCAGACUCUGAAAAAAGUCCCGAGCCCGAACCCACUCCCACAAUAGGAUCUCCUCUGAUUGUCUCCAGUGAUAUGGGCCGCGAGCCUGUUGAAUCCAAUCAGCAGAUACUAGGCAAUCCUAUUUUUGCUCCUAUCGUUGAUAUUCUCCAGGAUGUUUCGGUUUAUUCCGAUGAAUCAGAAGAUCCCGCUCAUAUAGAAUAUGCCCCCUCCUCUCAAGAACCCGCUCAUGAAAACCUAAACAUCGAUCGCAUUCCGUCUCCUAGGUUCAUACGGGAAAGAGGUCUUUAUGAUCGGGGCUUUACAAGGAUCAAACUGGGGCUGAUGGUGGAAGACAUUAAACGACCGCUUGAGCUCAGGGAGGCAAUUAAAAGCCUUCAUCUUUCGAAAGAGCCCUUAGAUCUUCGCAGCCGACGAUACGUUAGCGAAGAGGAAAAGGAAUUAGAGAAACCGAUACCCAAUGACUCACGAGCAGCUGAAUAUUUCAUGGAGCUUGAUAUAUUCCAUGGCUUUCUCAGCCUGGAUAUAGACCCGCAGCCAGACCUUGACCUUCGGAUGAUUAGACUUCUACCACGGAGUACACCUGCACGAUCCAUGGGAACAACGUCCUACAAGAACCUGGACUUUCGAAAACCGUCAAGGAAGGGUGCAUGUAAGCGUAAAAGUAAGCGCAGAAGUGAGCCCGCCAAGCAGCUACUUCUUAAGUAUAGAGUGGUAAAAAGGUGUGAUUUUAAGCGCCGUCGUACUCGAAAGUUUGAAGCCGAAAUAUCACGGAUAAAGCUCUUCAAACUCAAGCCUAAAUCAAUAAACUUUUCACGUUAUCCACCAAAAUAUUAUUUACCAGACGAUGAAGGUAAUUCAACAAGAAGAUUUAAUCUUCCAAAGAUGCCCGGUGCCUAUCCAAGCUCUUCCCCAGAGUCUUUAUCAGAGGGUGAAGACUUUGAAGCUGUAGUCGAAGGGGAGACCCCUUGGUCCCUAACAGCCAUGGAAGCCCCUCAAUCCUUGCAUCAGAAUGGAGUCUCUAAAGUCGCCCCAGAUAACGACAAUGAUGCGCAAUCUGAUGGGUCAAGCUCCCCACGAAGACGGCCCCAGCACAUUUAUGAAGGUAGCGAGACUACGCCGCGUCCAGUCGUCCGGAAAUAUCCAGACCCGUCUAAACGCAUAUUUUCGGUGGCUAGAAUUCAGAAUGACACCACAGAAGAUCGCAAAGCUAGAAAACGUCGGCGGGCCGAGAUAAUACGAGACGACGGUUCGUCUGAUGAAGAUUGGGAUGCUCAGGGGGAGCCGAGAAAGAUCCUUCGCCUACAUUUGAGCGAAGUAACCAAAAAUGGCAAGGCGUGGGAGCCGCUGACUGAUGGAAAGGCGAGAGAAUUGAUGGCAAGGGGAAGAGCUGAAAACUAUGCUUCCGUCGUACGGCAACAAUCAGGUCACCCCAAUGGUUCGGCUGGCAUUCAAACAGAGAAAGAAGCUACUAGUCCAUCUGUAAGGCCGGGGAUCACUCGAGGACAGCCAAUGAAUAUGGAUGAAGAUGUUGAUAUGAAUGCAAUCGAGACUCAGAUGAAGACACUGCCUCAAAAAUUGUCGGUUCGCGAUCUGCGUGAGUUACAUCACAGGGCAGACGUUAUUUGUAACUGGAACGCUAGCAACAACUGGGCCAAUAGCGGUAAUAUCACGCCAAAAGCGCAAAAUAUGAAGAGAGAAAUGCAAGAAAUUCGAGACAAAGCUGUUUCUGCUGAACCUCUAGCCAAAGUGGAUGAUCGACAUCGGGCGGCGAUACUGAUAAAAUACAUAAUAGAUAAUAACGUUUCUGUAAACGGAGCCGGGAAAAAUAACCCUAAGGAGGAUUGGGCUUGGUUUCAUGAUAUAGAGUAUGAUUGCGAUGGAGAAUACGCCGCUGUGGAGACGGAGUUAGAAGAGCUGGCAGCAGAGAUCAAAAAGCUCCCUGGGGGCUGUACGAGAAGAAAGGAGAAAGAAGAACGAUAUAAGAAGCUGCAGGUACACAAAGAAUGUAUAGAGGUUAGAGGUGAGUUUUAUGACGAUGAGGAAUUGGACGAUGAGGAGUGGGUGGAUCCUUGCGAGAACGGUAAAUUAGUGCCAGGAGACUCACGCCUUAACGCCGAAUAUGGUAGUGCAAUAGCUAAGUGGCAAAAUCCGACAACGGAUGAAGAUUCUGAGUUGCAAUUAGCAUUGCAGCUAUCCAAGGCUAUGUUUGAAGAAGACAGCAUUCAGCAUCCCGUAGCUGCGUCUUUAAAUAAAGGCAAUUUUGUUGAAGCAAUGAAUCAAGGUCCUAGCCAUUCAGUAGCUCUGCCAUCGACCCAAAAAUGGCAAGGCAGCUCACUGAAUGAACAGGCGCAGUUGGAGAAAGCCAUCGCUAUGUCGCUGGCAGAGUCUAGAGGGGAAAAUAUGGAGCAGUACGACGAUGAUUAUUAG